Molecule: messenger RNA, 3042 nt
Organism: Durusdinium trenchii
Lineage: Eukaryota; Dinophyceae; Suessiales; Symbiodiniaceae
Source: the annotation of a GenBank genome assembly
AUGCCAGUCCCAAGUGGGGAGAAGGUCACUACAAGCUUAGAAGAGAGCUUGCUGCAGGCCCUCGAUGCCAAAUUUGCUGAGCAAGAGAAAGUGAUUCGGGAGCUGCUCAGUGGCAAUGGUGUGCGGCGGCCACCCCCUAUGGAACCAUGGUCAUUUGUCUCAGAGCCGCCAUCUAUGCCAGUUUUCCACCAUGCCUCGGAGCAAUCCGAAGCACCAAAGAACAAAGUGCCAUCAGGCCGGACAGUGAAAGCUUUGGGGGCCAAGGUCAUGAGCGAAAAAUGGAAACCCGAUCCCCCACUGAAAGCUUGUGUGAAAGGGAACCUGGACAUGCUGAUUGCUGGAGUGGUUGUGAUCAAUGUGAUCAUGAUGAUCAUUCAUUCUCAAUGGGUCGCUUGGAAGUCUGAAGUGGAGCUGAACUUGAUCGAGCCUUCAGAUUCCAUGUUCUCCACGCAGGCCUUUGAUGUGAUUGAGUAUAUCUUCUUCAGCAUCUACUGUUCGGAUAUGCUCGUGCGAAUGAUUGUGCUUCGAAAGGAGUGGUAUUUCGACCCCAAGGUAGGUGUGAUGUACAUGAAUAUAUUUGACGCUUUUCUGGUCUUGUUGAACUUCACCGAGCUCUUUAUGAUUCCUUUGAUCGAUCCUGAGGGUACCGACCUGAAUACCAAUCACAUCCGCUUGAUCAAGUUCACACGAGUGGCGCGUACUUUGCGGAUUGUCAGGGGCCUUUCAAUUCUUCGACAGUUGAGGGCACUAAUUGCCACCUGCAUUGCCAGCCUUGGAGCUCUUUUCUGGUCCUUGAUACUACUAUUGCUCAUGAAGGUGAUGUUUGCACUGGUGAUAAGCCAGGCCAUUCAGCUCUAUGUGAUGAGCGACGCGGACUAUGACGUCCGGAUUUUGAUGAAUAGUUGGUAUGGAAGCUUCCUCAGAGCAAUGUAUACCAUGUUUGAAAUCACCUACUCAGGAGGCUGGCCUUUGUUGGUCCGACCCGUAAUUGAGAUGGUAAGCCCUUGGUACUCCAUUCCGUUCUUGCUGUACGUGGUAUUUGUUGUAUUUGCAGCCAUCCGAAUUGUCACAGCACUUUUUCUCAAGGAGACUUUGUCAACUGCAGCCAAUGACGCUGAAUUGGUCAUUGAAGACUCCAGACGAACAGCCGUACAGUAUCAGAAGAAAUUGGAAGAGCUCUUCCGUCUUGUGGACGACGAUGGGGACGGAAAUCUUACACCUGAAGAAUUCGUGGAGGCUAUGUCUUUGCCAAGUGUGGACUUAUACUUGAGGUAUCUAGAGAUCACCAUCCGUGAUUGCGGUCCACUGUUUGACAUUUUGUCCGGCGAAGAUGGUCUCAUUACUAUCUCAGAGUUCUGCCAGGGCAUCAUGCAACUGAAAGGGAAUGCAAGGGCCUUGGAUAUGGUAGUGCUUCAGCACGAGAAUGCCAAAUUGAUGAAGGCGUGGAAAGAGAGGCGCAAUUCCAUCCCAUCAUAUGCCCACUGCCGACAUUCCGUUGUUUGCCCAGAUGAUCCACCUUGGACCGCAGCGCCUCCUGAUUGGCUCGAACAGCAGGCCUGGUUCUUGGCGGCCCUGGACAAGAAGUUCGCAGAACAGGCCCUCGAUGUGGAGAAACUGAUUCGGGAACUGCUCAGUGGCGUCGGUGGUCAACGGCGGCCACCCCCGAUGGAACCGUUGUCCUUUGUCUCGGAGCCGCCAUCUUGGACGAUGUUCCAGGAUACAUCCGAUACUUUGGCACAAGCUGACGCCGCAGAAGCGCCAAAGAAGAAGCCAUCAGUCCAAGCAUUGAAAGCCUUGGGGGCCAAGGUCAUGAGCGAGAAAUGGGAGCCCGAUCCCCCACUGAAAGCUUUUGUGAAAGGGAACCUGGACAUGUUGAUUGGUGUAGUGGUUCUGAUCAAUGUGAUCAUGAUGAUCAUUCAUUCUCAAUGGGUCGCUUGGAAGUCUGAAGUGGAGCUGAACUUGAUCGAGCCUUCAGAUUCCAUGUUCUCCCCGCAGACCUUUGAUGUGAUUGAGUAUAUCUUCUUCAGCAUCUACUGUUCGGAUAUGCUCGUGCGAAUGAUUGUGCUUCGAAAGGAGUGGUAUUUCGACCCCCAAGUAGGUACUAUGUACCUGAAUAUCUUUGAUGCUUUUCUGGUCAUUGUGAACUUCAUCGAGCUCUUUGUGAUUCCGUUGAUGGAUCCUGAGGGCACGGAUGUGAAUACCAAUCACAUCCGCCUGAUCAAGUUCACACGAGUGGCGCGCACCUUGCGGAUGGUCAGGAGCCUGUCAAUUCUUCGGCAGUUGAGGGCACUAAUGACGACAAUCGUUGCCAGCCUUGGAGCUCUCUUUUGGUCCUUGGUAUUUCUGUUGCUCAUGAAGGUAAUGUUUGCGCUGGUUAUAAGCCAGGCCAUGCAGGUCUAUGUGAUGAGCGAUGCGGACUUUGACGUCCGGAUAUUGAUGAAUAGUCGGUAUGGAAGCUUCCUCAGGGCAAUGUAUACCAUGUUCGAGAUCACCUACUCAGGAGGCUGGCCUUUGUUGGUCCGCCCGGUGGUUGAUUUGGUAAGCCCUUGGUACUCUAUCCCUUUCUUGUUGUAUGUGGUAUUUGUUGUAUUUGCAGCUGUCCGAAUUGUAACCGCUUUAUUUAUCAAGGAGACUUUAUCAACAGCAGCCAAUGACGCCGAAUUGGUUAUUGAAGACUCCAGAAGAAAAGCCUUGGAAUAUCAAAAGAAGUUGGAAGAACUCUUCCAUCUUGUGGACGACGAUGGGGAUGGAAAUCUUACACCUGAAGAGUUUGUGGCGGCUAUGUCUUUGCCAAGUGUGGAUUUAUACUUGAGGUAUCUAGAGAUCACCAUCCGUGAUUGCGGUCCACUGUUUGACAUUUUGUCCGGCGAAGAUGGUCUCAUUACUAUCUCAGAGUUCUGCCAGGGCAUCAUGCAACUGAAAGGGAAUGCAAGGGCCUUGGAUAUGGUAGUGCUUCAGCACGAGAAUGCCAAAUUGAUGAAGGAGUGCAUGCGGAUCAGAAAGUAUCUUGAGAAAGGUUGGAAUCGCACAUACUCGCAGUGA